CGCCCCCCACACGAGAGACCCGCCCCCCCUGCCCGAGCCAUGGCCGCCGACAACACGGACGAGCGGUCGCCGCUCCUCUCCGUGAACAACUCCGGCAAUGUCACUCCGUCGGCGCCCACCUUCGACGAGGGCGCCAAUGCGGUCGGCUUUCCAGGCUUUCCGGGGGGCCCGCCCCCCAUCCUCCCCGGCGAGGCGCCCCCUCCGUACACGCCGACCACGAGCCCGGACUCCGGAGGGGUGCCCAUGAUCACGUGCCGCGUGUGCCAGUCGCUCAUCAACGUGGAGGGGAAGCUCCACCAGCACGUGGUCAAGUGCAGCGUGUGCAACGAGGCCACGCCGAUAAAGAACGCUCCCCCGGGCAAAAAGUACGUGCGCUGCCCGUGCAACUGCCUCCUCAUCUGCAAGGUGACGUCACAGCGCAUCGCCUGCCCCCGGCCCAACUGCAAGCGGAUAAUCAACCUGGGCCCCGUGACGGUGGCGGCUGCCAAUCAGUCAUCGCAGCCGUUCGGCACUCGCGUGGUGUGCGGACACUGCAGCCAGACGUUCAUGUGGGCCGAGUAUCGAGAUAACACUUUGGCCAAGUGUCCGCACUGCAAGAAAGUGUCGUCGAUUGGAAGGCGGUUUCCACGGCGACGCUGCUGCAUCUUCCUGGUGCUUGGACUCAUUGCUGUCGCGAUCGGAGCCGGAGUCACGGUGGGCACGGAGAAGAUGGCGCGUGAGCACCGUGGGAUAUACGCCGCGUGGAUUCUGAUCUACGUGAUCGGUCUGGCCGUGCUGCUGCGAGCCUGCUACUGGGGCUGCCUCAAGGUGAGCCAGCCGCAGCCCGCGCUGCCCUGAAGCCCUCCGGCCGCAGCAGCAGCAACAGCAGCAGCGCCACCGCCACCACCGCCGCCGUCAGCCACCAAGACCGGGCUGCAACCGCUAUUACGGCUACAACAACGACCGCAACCACCGCAGCUGCUUACGACCGUAAACGUGUUCAACCUGAACGUGCGCGGCCACCCGCUCGUGCCAUCGCAGGCGCCCUUGCCGAGUUUGCCAAUCGUUUUGUGUUUGUCGGCGCGGGUGAGCCGACGCCGGGGCAGCGGUGGCUGUUGCCGUCGGCGCGUCAGCGCUGUGUCACCGCGGACGACACCGGAGCGUACCGCCACCGUCGCUGUUUUGGCAACGGCGCCGCCGCCGUUACCGGUGGCACCGCUACGACUUGCUGGCAACACGUAGCAACACAACAACCAAUAUGUUCAACACCACUUGCAACCGCUAUCAUCACCGUUACCAGCAACCAUUGCCACCGCAACCACCGUCUUCAUCGUCAUCACCAUCACCACAAUCAAUAUCUUCACCAGCACCAUAAGCAACAUCACCACCAUCACCACCGCCAUAACUAAUAUCAUUACCGUUACCACCGCUAUAACAUAAAUAACAUGUAUACCGUCACCAUCAGAAUCAAUAUCAUCGCCAUGACCACCACAACCGGCAGUCGCCACCAUCGCAGCAGUCACCGUGAGCACGGCACGAGCUCUGACCCCCACCAGCGUGGCAAGGAA
Messenger RNA from Petromyzon marinus (sea lamprey), 1547 nucleotides. It is a transcript of the gene PIP4P2, whose product is annotated as phosphatidylinositol-4,5-bisphosphate 4-phosphatase 2. Gene Ontology annotation, molecular function: phosphatidylinositol-4,5-bisphosphate 4-phosphatase activity. The record is from RefSeq and is a predicted model, not a curated record. Gene Ontology annotation, biological process: phosphatidylinositol dephosphorylation. Lineage: Eukaryota; Metazoa; Chordata; Hyperoartia; Petromyzontiformes; Petromyzontidae. Gene Ontology annotation, cellular component: phagocytic vesicle membrane; late endosome membrane; lysosomal membrane.